Heterotrigona itama is the source of this 925-nucleotide messenger RNA. The record is from the annotation of a GenBank genome assembly. NCBI's taxonomy places the organism in Eukaryota, Metazoa, Arthropoda, Insecta, Hymenoptera, Apidae.
AUGAUGGUUAAUACACGGCUUUAUCGAGCUGGCUCGAUAACGGACUCUCGAGUCCCCGCGCGGACGGUGAUAAAAUUUCUUCGGCGUCGCAGUUUUAUAACGAUCUCGCAAGAAUAGAGCGGCCGGCUUCAUUACCGCGGUAAUGCCUAUACAUUACGCGCAGUUAUAUACGAGUUUCUAUUAUCCUAAGUUUCAAUUUACCGCACUUUACCUGUGCGUGCGAUCAUCCCGUUUCUUAGCGGCGGACGCUGCGCCGUUUAAUUGGGCGAAAUAGACGGGGCGCGAUCGUAUCGCGUCGCCACGCCGACAUACCGAAAAGACGUGUGCGAACUAACGUGUAAUUAUAUGGUGGGUGUCUCUCUCCCGUAUGCCGCGGCUAUCGUCGAACACGUCCCAUUAACAAGUUCAUAAUCGUAGCAGCAACUGUUAUCCGUACACGAUACGCCCGGGCAAUUGAUAGGAGAUUUCGAGGAAGAGCGCGUCUUGGCUCCGCGCGCGAAGAGAAUCUCUCCGGCUACUCCGCUCGCCGAGGCAACGGAACAAAAGGAAGAAGAGGCCAAUCCUUGCCACCUUUUUCGUGUGCUGCCUUUUUCUGGCUCCACUGCCCGGAUCAACGUCCGUGAAAGAUAUCGCGAACAGUUUCUAACGUGGUCGCCGGAGGGUCCUCCUCACGAGGUGGCUGGUAAUUUAUACGUUUAUCUCAUUCCGUCAAUAUUUAAAGAAGGACGCGCGGCUACGGUUCGUCCGGUGCCCGCUUCGGGAUCCCAUUUGGGAAUGGCCGCGGGAGAGCAGCUUUCGUCGCACCGGCUAGAUUUAUGUCGAGCAAAGUGCACGCGGCCAAUUUAACGUUAAUACGCGUAUCGUCGUUAAGAUCAGGAAAAAGUGUUCAGCUUAUCGACGUGCGAAUAUCUUUCGACAGCGAUGG